Molecule: messenger RNA, 1093 nt
Organism: Owenia fusiformis
Lineage: Eukaryota; Metazoa; Annelida; Polychaeta; Sabellida; Oweniidae
Source: the annotation of a GenBank genome assembly
AUCGAACAUUGGAUUUAUUAUGGCUAAUUCAACAUUUUAUGAUGCAGAAUUUUAUAGAUCACUGAGGAUUAAAGGAUUUGGUCAAAUAAUUAUAUCACCUUUCGGAUUCUUUAUAAACUUAUUGUGUGUAAUUGUGCUAGUAAAACACAAGAGAUUUCACAUUAUUCCAAAUUUGUUUGUAUUUCUGAUGUGCUUAAAUGACUUCAUUAUCUACAUAGUGCUGCUACCAGUAGAAGCACUUCACAUACUUUUAGGAGGAGGAGUAAUCGUGUUUUGCGCACCAUGGAACUACACAAUACUCUUACUUACAGGAACAAACUUGAUGAUUUAUGCAUGUAUUGCCAUCAAUAGGUACUUUCUGAUAGUUUGGAAUAAACUUUACCGUAAAGUUUUCACUAACAUUGGAUGUGUGGUAAUGAUCCUUAUAUCCUUCCUUGUUCCCGGAAUUACUCUACUUCAACCGAUUCUAGGCUUUGGUCCAUUAUAUGACUUUCAUGAUCCACUAGGAUGGGAGUGUGGUUUUGUAAUACUAGAUGGGACAUAUUCUGGAUUCUGGGAACUUUCGUUGAUAUUAUCAUUUGCAAUUCCUUUAUUGAUUAUGAUGUUCUGCUAUAUCAGCAUCUACUGGGUGCUCAGAAAGCAACGGAGGGUAAUAGAAAAUCACCAAGCCUCUGAUUACAUUGACAGAUCUAAACGCGUUGAUGUUCAUUUCACCAAAGUGAUGGCCAUGCUGUUUGUGAUAUACUGCGCUACCUAUGGGCCAUACAUGAUAGUGUCAAACAUUGGACUCAGACAUGUACAUUACCUGUACCAGGGGACAUUGUUCCUAACAAAAUGGAAUGGUCUACUGAACAGUACUGUAUAUAUCCUCAUGAACAGGCAAGUAAAGGUUGCAAUCUUGGCAUUGUUUGGUCAAAAACCAGCAGAUAACCUUGAAAGGAGCAAUGAGAGAAGGUCCCCAGGUGUACAAACAAAAAUGGAAAACAUGUCAUCUUAUACAGGACAACAGACAUGAUUGACAUGACAUAUAUUGAAAACAUGUAAGAAGUGCAUAACACCAAUGCAGGAUUUGAGUGAUGAUUGGUAUUAUUUU